Molecule: messenger RNA, 1945 nt
Organism: Helianthus annuus (common sunflower)
Lineage: Eukaryota; Viridiplantae; Streptophyta; Magnoliopsida; Asterales; Asteraceae
Product: probable E3 ubiquitin-protein ligase LOG2
Exons: 3
Coding region: 501-1586 (361 amino acids)
Biological process (GO): protein ubiquitination
Molecular function (GO): ubiquitin protein ligase activity
Source: RefSeq, a predicted model, not a curated record
UCUUUUGCCAGUGGAGGUGGCUUCUUUACGCGACCAAUCAUCAUAUUAUUCAUCUCCCACAGACGCUCUUUCACACACACAAACACCUUAAAAACACACACACUCUCAAAAAAAUCCUAAAUUAUUCCCAUUUGAUCAUAUUUUAAAUCUUGUUUAUAAUGACAGGUUUCUUCAUUAUCUGAACAAUUCAAAUACCCAUUUAUUGCGCCAAAAUUGUGUUUUCUUGAUCUUUAACCAUUUCAUUUCACAAAAUUUGCCCAAAGUUUGUUGCUUUUCACAAUCUUGUAGUGAUUUAGCCACUUGGGUCUGUUUUUCUUUAUUUUCUUGAUUUUCUUGAAUUUCUUGAAUUUCUUGAAUUCAAAAUAAACUGCCAAAAUUGGGUUUUCUUGAUCUUUAAAUCUUUAAUUUCACGAAAUUAUCCUAAAGUUUGCUGCUUUUCACAAUCUUGUUGUGAUUUAGCCACUUGGGUCUGAUUUUUUUUUUUAAAUUUUCUUGAUCAAAUGGGUAAUGUUGGAAGCAACAAUUCCAACGGCCGGCGGCGCCACCGGGGCCGGCGGAGCAACCACCACACCCACCAACCACUACCGCCACCACCGCCGCCGCCGCAGCCGGACAUAACCAACCGGUAUGUAUUCGCAGCCGCCACACCAUACCCUACCCAAUACCCUAACCCUAACCCACCACCAUAUUACCAGUAUCCAACCGGAGCAUACUACCCACCACCACCACUUCCGGCGGUGCCGUUGCAACCACCACAUGACCACCACCGUGUUGCCGUGGAAGCUGCCACGUGGGUGGGUGGUGGGAGGUACCCUUGUGCUCCGGUUAUGCACUUGCCUACACCUUAUGUUGAUCAUCAAAAGGCUGUCACUAUUAGGAAUGAUGUUAACCUUAAAAAAGAGACUUUAAAGAUUGAAGCUGAUGAAGAAAACCCUGGAAAGUUCAUUGUUUCUUUCACUUUUGAUGCCACUGUUGCUUGCAGCAUAACCCUCUAUUUCUUUGCAAAAGAAGGAGAUAACUGUAACCUAACUUCCGUUAAAGAAGACUCGAUUCCGCCAAUAACCCUAAACUUCCAACAAGGUUUGGGCCAGAGGUUUCGACAAACACCAGGAACGGGAAUCGAUCUCUCAGCGUAUGACGAAUCGGAGCUAUCAAAAGGGAAUGACACGAGUGUAUACCCACUAGCCGUGAAAGCAGAAGCAAUUCCAAGUUCUUCACCAGAAGACGGGAAACAAUAUCCGAGUGUCACUAAUUCCCAAAUAACAGAUGCGGUGUUUGAGAAAGUCAAAGGUGAGUUUAAGGUUAAAGUAGUGAAACAAAUCUUGUGGGUGAACGGGAUUAGAUACGAGUUGCAGGAGAUUUAUGGCAUCGGGAAUUCGGUUGAUAGUGGCAAUGAUUUCGACGGGAGUAAAGAAUGUGUUAUUUGUUUAUCGGAACCUCGUGACACCACAGUUCUACCUUGUCGACACAUGUGUAUGUGCAGCGGGUGUGCGAAAGUCUUGAGGUUUCAAACGAACCGAUGCCCGAUAUGUCGGCAGACGGUUGAGAGGCUUUUGGAAAUCAAGGUCAACAACCGAGCCGAAUAAUGAGGUUGCGACAGCAACGUUGUUGUUCGUAUGGCUUCUGGUGUUUGAACACACACCAAAACGAAUCGGGGCACCCACUGACGUCGUGGGUUUGGAAUAAUAUAAGUGUGAUGAUUGGCCAGAUUCGGUGGCUUUUAGUUAAACCCGAAUCGGGCUAUAUUAAUGUGAUUGUGUUUGGUGCUUAUGGCACCAUGAUUUUAGAGUGUAUGGUUUGAAAUGUUGUUGAUUGAUGUUCACAUUUAUCCUAUGUUCAGUGGACAGUUUUAAGUUAAACAAAGAUGCUGACUUGGAUGGCUAAACAUGUCAAUUGUAAUAGAAGUGAUUUUUUUUUUAUAAUGUAUCAAGUUAUCUUUGAUUCA